GCGGCACACACGUGGGGCAUUGCGUUAGUUUGCAGAAAUAUGGCGGGUAUGGAGCUGCUGUCUGAUCAGGGGUACCGUUUAGAUGGAAGAAAAGCCACCGAGCUGCGAAAAGUUCAAGCCCGUAUGGGUGUGUUCGCUCAGGCCGACGGUUCUGCGUAUUUAGAGCAGGGAAACACGAAAGCUCUGGCAGUGGUGUACGGCCCGCAUGAAAUGCGAGGUUCACGCAGUCGUACCCUACAUGAUCAGGCUGUUAUCAACUGUCAGUACAGUAUGGCAACAUUCAGCACAGCAGAGAGGAAGAGGAGACCACACGGAGACCGCAAGUCCACUGAGAUGAGCCUCCACCUCAAACAGACGUUUGAAGCUGCGGUGAUGACCCAGCUUUACCCACGCUCUCAGAUAGAUAUCUAUGUCAAGAUUCUGCAGUCAGAUGGAGGGAACUAUAGUGUGUGCGUGAAUGCUGCCACUCUAGCUGUGAUUGAUGCUGGCAUCCCCAUGAGGGACUAUGUGUGUGCCUGUACUGUAGGGUUUGUGGAUGAGACACCCCUCGCAGACCUUUGCUAUGCAGAGGAAGGUGGAGGAGUGAGCUCUCUGGCCUUAGCACUGCUGCCCCGGGGUGGACAGAUUGCUCUGCUGCAAAUGGACGCCAGAUUACAUCAGGAUCACCUAGAGAGACUGAUUGAAGCAGCCAUGACGGCCUGUAAAGGUGUCGGCAAGGUACUGGAUGAGGUAGUGCGGCAGCAUCUCCAAGAAGUGUCAGUGCUCACUUCAGACUGACACGGAUGAGAAUCUACAUUUGGACGGUACUUUUGCGUGCAGCCUGAUGUUACUGGACUUUGAAUGGGGAGGAAUGAUUGGAAAUUACAUACGUUUUUUAUGGCUUCAUAGAAAUUACUGUAUACUUUUGAAUAUAUGUGGUGAACCUAACAUAAAUAUGUGGACCCUG
This is a messenger RNA of Monopterus albus (swamp eel), 946 nucleotides long. It is a transcript of the gene exosc4, whose product is annotated as exosome component 4. The transcript has 3 exons. Gene Ontology annotation, molecular function: RNA binding. Gene Ontology annotation, biological process: U4 snRNA 3'-end processing; rRNA catabolic process; nuclear mRNA surveillance. The record is from RefSeq and is a predicted model, not a curated record. NCBI's taxonomy places the organism in Eukaryota, Metazoa, Chordata, Actinopteri, Synbranchiformes, Synbranchidae. Bases 40 to 777 code for a protein of 245 amino acids. Gene Ontology annotation, cellular component: cytoplasmic exosome (RNase complex); nuclear exosome (RNase complex); nucleolus.